CCACCUAACCUAAACAUGCCUGGGCAUUAUGGGGAAUUUAGCAUGGCCAGUUCACCUACCCUGCACAUCUUUGGACUGUGGGAGGAAACCGGAGCACCUGGAGGAAACUCACUCAGACACUGGGAGAAUGUGCAAACUCUACACAGUCUCCUGAGGCUGGAAUCAAACCCAGGCCCCCGGCGCUGUGAGGCAGCGGUGCUAACGACUGAGCCACCGUGUAGCCUUCCAGCAAUUUCUGUUUUUGUUUCUGAUUUAGAGCAUCCACGGUUCUUUUGGUUUUUAUAGAUCAUAUUUAGCUGUGAACGCACAUGGGGCCUGAAUCCAGUGUAAACAAUCAAGGCUGUAUUAUUGGAGGUACUUUCUCUUGAAUGAAGUUUAACAUUCCAAUCCUAUCUUCUCUGUCAGUCAGAAGUAACAUCCUCUGACAUUAAUUUUAAGGAGUUGAACAUUUAUUCCUGGUGCCCUAGACAAUGUUAUUCCCUCAUCAGACAUCUCAAGAACAGACUAUCUGGUAACUUUGCAAGUUUGUUUCAGAUUCCUUGCUGUGUGCAAAUGGGGUGCUGUGUUUCCUACAUUAUGACAAUGACUUUCAAAGAGGAUUGCUUUCCAAAGCAUGCUUCAUUGACUGUAAAAUGCUUUGUGACAUCCUGAAUUUAUAAAAGAUAUGAUAUACAUAGUGUCUUAUUGUGUGAUUCAAAAAGCAUUUCAGCACAAUGCAGUGUUCCCAGUACCACACUCUCAAGUUAAAACUUUCUAAGGAUACACUUCCAUGUGAUGAGAUAACAAGGUGUAGAGCUGGAUGAACACAGCAGGCUGAGCAGGGAAGCUGAUGUUUCGGGCUACACUUCCAUGUGAUGCUCGUUACAGCUGACUGUUAUUGAUUUGGAAGUUAUUUUUGUAAAUAAUGCUGUUGUAUUGCUUUUUUAUGUUGUCUUAAACAAUUUUUAUUUGCUUCUCAGAAUGAAGACCAUUCUCAGCAACCAGGUUGUUGACAUUCCUGACAAUGUCGAUGUGAUUUUGAAAGGCCGUACAGUCAUUGUAAAAGGGCCUCGAGGAACAUUGCGCAGAGAAUUUAAUCACAUUAACCUAGAGCUCAGCCUUCUUGGCUUGAAGAAAAAGAAGCUUCGAGUUGACAAAUGGUGGGGUAACAGAAAAGAGCUGGCCACAGUGCGGACAAUCUGCAGUCAUGUACAGAAUAUGAUCAAGGGUGUCACAUUAGGCUUCCGUUACAAGAUGAGAUCCGUCUAUGCUCACUUUCCCAUUAAUGUGGUUGUUCAGGAUUCGGGAUCUCUAGUAGAAAUCCGUAACUUCCUCGGAGAGAAGUAUAUUCGUAGAGUCCGUAUGAAGCCAGGUGUUUCAUGUAUUGUUUCCCAGGCCCAGAAAGACGAGCUUGUUCUUGAGGGAAACGACAUUGAGCUGGUUUCAAACUCCGGUUAGUAUUUUGCAGUUAACCUGAACUGCCUGGCUAUUGAAACCACAUGGAAUAGAAUUAUGUUGCUGACUGGCGUAUUGCCAUAUUUCAUCAACUAACUUUCAAGAGUGAAAAAUCUACUUACAUUUUCAAGAACAUACAUAAUCUCCAGCAAUAAAGAAUUGUCAUAGAAGGAAA
Molecule: messenger RNA, 1609 nt
Organism: Rhincodon typus (whale shark)
Lineage: Eukaryota; Metazoa; Chordata; Chondrichthyes; Orectolobiformes; Rhincodontidae
Product: 60S ribosomal protein L9
Exons: 5
Coding region: 961-1437 (158 amino acids)
Biological process (GO): cytoplasmic translation
Cellular component (GO): cytosolic large ribosomal subunit; ribosome
Molecular function (GO): structural constituent of ribosome; rRNA binding
Source: RefSeq, a predicted model, not a curated record